This is a messenger RNA of Lactuca sativa (garden lettuce), 1053 nucleotides long. RefSeq lists its product as uncharacterized. Gene Ontology annotation, biological process: fatty acid transport. Gene Ontology annotation, molecular function: fatty acid transmembrane transporter activity. Gene Ontology annotation, cellular component: chloroplast inner membrane. Lineage: Eukaryota; Viridiplantae; Streptophyta; Magnoliopsida; Asterales; Asteraceae. The record is from RefSeq and is a predicted model, not a curated record.
AGAUUCCGGCCUAAUUUGGGAACCUGAAUUUCUGGGCCCAUUAGCUUCUUAUUCCUCCGUUUAUUUGGACGGCGGAGUGUACUAGUUGUUUGACGCUUAUUAGUUAUUACAGCUUCGAACGACAAACGAAACUAGGGUUUUUCAGCUUCUAAUUAAAAGGCUUCAUAGUUAUGGCCAUCACAGGAGAGCUUUCAGCAAUUUCCCAUUCUUCCAUUUCACUUCCCCAAUAUCAUACCCUAGCUUCAAUCCAAGGGCAUUAUCGUCAACCUUGCUAUAAACUUUCCCCCACACCUUCAACUUCAAGUAACACUACCCAUCUCUUGUCAUUAAAAACCACACCAAAUCUCUCUUUAUACCGCCCAAUUACCAUCAAACACCACUCUAGAAACCGGUUUUCCGGUGUGAUCAGCCGCAGCGUGGUCCCGGAAAAGCCCCCCACCGCCCUUUCUGUCGAUUUUGUAGAACCAACCGAACUCCAAACCGACAGCAGCGGCGGUGGCGGUGGUGGUGGUGGUGAAGGAAACGACAACAACUGGGGCGGUGGAAGCGGCGGCGGUGGUGGUGGAGAGGGUGGAGGAGCACCAGAAGACAAUCAAGAACCGAAAAAGAUGGGCAUGUCGAUGUCUCAGAAGCUAACACUGGGGUAUGCCGCCUUGGUUGGGUUGGGUGGUGUGAUGGGGUUUCUGAAGAGUGGAAGCCAGAAAUCUUUAAUUUCUGGCGGGAUAUCAGCGGCAUUAUUGCUGUUUGUUUACACACAGUUACCGGUGAAUCCUGUGUUUGCAUCGUGUGUUGGACUUGGUUUGUCUGGUGCUCUGUUGGGAGUGAUGGGAAUGCGGUUUAAGAAGUCGGGUAAAGUUUUUCCGGCGGGUGUUGUGUCGGUGGUGUCAUUUGUAAUGACUGGAGGCUACUUACAUGGUGUCAUGCGCAGUUUUCAUUAAUGCUGUUUAAAACUUAAAGAUUUGUAAGUUUAUGUGCUCGAGAUUCUAUUUUCUUUUGUAUCUUUUGACUUUCUGUGUUUUGACUUUUGAAUAAAAUGUUAUACUGUAGUUUCUA